GUCGGGCUCGACCUCACAGCUCUGGUACUCCAAGGAGGUGGGCCCGAUGCACGUCGUCAAUCUCUGCUCGUAUGCGGCCACCUUCAACGGCUCCUUCCAGUACGACUGGCUCGUCGCGGAUUUGGCGUCGGUCAACCGCAACAAAACGCCAUGGCUCAUCGCCAAUUUUCACUGCGAGCGCGUUGUUGCACCGCCCCCGCACCCUGCCCCACUACACCCACCGCCCCGGUACAACUCGAACAAAAAGCACCAGGGCGAGGCCGAGCCCAUGCGUCUCGACAUGGAGGAGCUGCUCUACGAUGCGGGCGUCGACAUCGUGAUCAACGGCCACGUCCAUGCCUACGAGCGGUCGGUGCCCGUGUACAACGCUUGCCUGAACGAAUGCGCGCCCAACUACGUUGUCAUCGGCGACGGUGGCAACUACGAGGGCGCCAGCACGCAGUGGAUCCAGCCGCCGCCGUGGUCAAAGGUGCGCGAGUCGUCUUUCGGUGUUGGGUUCCUCACCAUCAUCAACGACACGCACGCCUUUUACAACUGGUCGCGCUCCGCCUGCGAGUCCAAGGAUGCCGACGCCCACUUUGUGGAUCUGGACGGAGCAGGCUGUUCGGGGGGGCUCAACAAAGGCUCGACGCAGUUUUCGUCCGACUCGACCUACUUUGUUCGCGAGGAGCCGAGCAUGCGCAAGCCCGAGCAUAACCCGUCGUGCCCGGAUAAGAAGCGCAAGCCGUGCGGCGGCUCGACCUGCUACUGUGAGUACAAGUACAACUCUCACGGAACCCGCAGCGUGCUCUUCUCGAGUCUGCCGCCGGAUUCGCGCGGAUGCUUCUGCUUCCAAGACGAAGCGUCGCCUGACGACGACAUGGUUGGUGGCGAGCACGCGUCCCCCCAGGCCAAGAUCAAGAAAAUGCGCAACCGGCUCGAAAUGUUGAUGGAGCACUGCGCCGUAGUGAUCCAAGCCGCCGAUGCGCAGGGCGCCCCUAUCGCGGAGGUGGACCCUUCUUGCGAGUGA
Emiliania huxleyi CCMP1516 is the source of this 1009-nucleotide messenger RNA. RefSeq lists its product as hypothetical. The transcript has 4 exons. The record is from RefSeq and is a predicted model, not a curated record. Bases 47 to 1009 code for a protein of 320 amino acids. Lineage: Eukaryota; Haptophyta; Isochrysidales; Noelaerhabdaceae. Gene Ontology annotation, molecular function: acid phosphatase activity.